CCGGUGGCGAGGUAGUCGUAUUCCUAGCUGCGUGCUGCGAAGUUCACUAGAACAAUGGAGAUCUCAACACUUGUUUUCCUGAUUUUUGUGGUGCUAGCUGUCAGCGACGUACAGGCUGCUCGCAGUGGUCCAACCUUGGCUGAUCGAGUGGCAGUGAUGGAGAAGGAGAUUAAAACAUCGAAAUUUGAAACUGCUCAAGCUGAGACCAAGAGGAUGGAACUGGCUAUACAGAUGGAACUGGCGUUAGCUGAAGUUGACAGCCUGAAUUCCAGUUUACAAGACACACAGUCACACCUGAGAGUAAUAACUCAAGAGCUGAGACGUGUUCGACAAGAAAGGGACACGUACAGCGAGUGUCUUGGACAACUACGCGACGACAUGAAUAAGACGGCAGCUGAUCUGCGUGAUGCCAGGAUGCUGAUAUCUGAACUGAAUUCGACCAAUCAAGAUAUUUUUGCUACAAAACAACAGAUCACAGGUCUUACCAAGGACUUGAUGACACUGAAUUUGAGUUGUUGUGUGGUGAGGGAUGAGGCUAAAGAGACUGAUGGUAAUGAGAGUUCGAUGUCAACAUCGUCAUUGUCGGAGGUGUCACUCACGACAUCGACCACGACGUAUCCUGGAACUACUGCAGGAACGAUUAACCUAGCCAGAGGCAAGCCAGCAACAGCGAGCUCUGUGUAUGGGACACAUCCUGAAGUUGCAACAGACGGCCUCCCUUACACUGACUGGAAAAGUGGCAGUUGUUUUGCUGUGGCAGAAGGAGACAAUCAUCCCUGGUGGCAAGUCGAUCUUGAAGCUUAUUCUGAGAUGUUUGAGGUUGCCGUGACAAGCAGGAGUGACUGUUGUCCUGAGAGACUACACGACUUCACAUUGGAGGUCUUUAGAAAGAACCCGGCCACCUCAACAGGCGCUAGGAGUGCGCUGUGUGGAACCUACAAUGGUACGGUCACAGAACCAGGAAAGACUGUCAGUGUAGAAUGCAUCAGAUCUGUUAGAGGGCGAUAUGUCCGACUGAGGGGGACAAAGGACGGUGAAGGUGACCUCCUUCAAUUCUGUGAGGUCAAAGUUUUCGGAUCCAUUAUUGCUGAUGGCGAGUCUAACCUGGCUAGAGGCAAGCCAGCAACAGCGAGCUCUGUGUAUGGGCCACAUCCUGAAGUUGCUACAGACGGCCUCCCUUACACUGACUGGAAACGUGGCAGUUGUUUUACUGUGGCAGAAGGAGACGAUCAUCCCUGGUGGCAAGUCGAUCUUGAAGCUUAUUCUGAGGUGUUUGAGGUUGCCGUGACAAGCAGGGGUGACUGUUGUCCUGAGAGACUACACGACUUCACAUUGGAGGUCUUUAGAAAGAACCCGGCCACCUCAACAGGCGCUAGGAGUGCGCUGUGUGGAACCUACAAUGGUACAGUCACAGAACCAGGAAAGACUGUCAGUGUAGAAUGCAUCAGAUCUGUUAGAGGGCGAUAUGUCCGACUGAUGGGGACAAAGGACGGUGAAGGUGACCUCCUUCAAUUCUGUGAGGUCAAAGUUUUCGGAUUCAUUAUUGCUGAUGGCGAGUCUAACCUGGCUAGAGGCAAGCCAGCAACAGCGAGCUCUGUGUAUGGGCCACUGCCUAGAGUUGCUACAGACGGUCUCCCCAACACUGAUUGGGGAUCUGGCAGUUGUUUUGCUGUGGCAGAAGGAGACGAUCAUCCCUGGUGGCAAGUCGAUCUUGAAGCUUAUUCUGAGGUGUUUGAGGUUGCCGUGACAAGCAGGGGUGACUGUUGUCCUGAGAGACUACACAACUUCACACUGGAGGUCUUCACCAAACCAGGCGCCAGGGGUGCACUGUGUGGAUCCUACCAUGGUGCGGUCGCAGAACCAGGAAAGACUGUCACUGUAAAAUGUACCCGACCUGUUCAAGGGCGGUAUGUCCGAUUGAGUGGAAAAAGAACGGUGAGGGUGACCUCCUUGAGUUUUGUGAGGUCAAGGUGUUCGGUUAUGCGUUUUAAUCAAGGCUUAUAAAAGCAUGCGGACA
This is a messenger RNA of Haliotis rubra (blacklip abalone), 2017 nucleotides long. RefSeq lists its product as uncharacterized. NCBI's taxonomy places the organism in Eukaryota, Metazoa, Mollusca, Gastropoda, Lepetellida, Haliotidae. The record is from RefSeq and is a predicted model, not a curated record. The coding region runs from base 55 to 2004 and encodes 649 amino acids. The transcript has 7 exons.